This is a messenger RNA of Selaginella moellendorffii, 3190 nucleotides long. Its product is annotated as epidermal growth factor receptor substrate 15-like 1. Gene Ontology annotation, molecular function: calcium ion binding; protein binding. NCBI's taxonomy places the organism in Eukaryota, Viridiplantae, Streptophyta, Lycopodiopsida, Selaginellales, Selaginellaceae. Gene Ontology annotation, biological process: endocytosis; endosomal transport. The transcript is spliced from 14 exons. Gene Ontology annotation, cellular component: cytoplasm; plasma membrane; intracellular membrane-bounded organelle. Bases 145 to 3087 code for a protein of 980 amino acids. The record is from RefSeq and is a predicted model, not a curated record.
UUCUCUUGCUGAGGAUUAGGGUUGAAGUGCUGCUCGAUCGAUCGAUAGGCGCUGGCGCAGAUCCGGCGCUGCGCAAUGCCGGUGUAGGAGGCGGCGAGAGGUUUGUGUGCCGGACGGGAAUUUCGCGUCGCUGUGCAAUGCGAAAUGGCGGAUCCAGCAGCUUUCGAUUUCUUCUUCCAGCAGGCCGAUGUGGAUCGGGAUGGGAAGGUGAGUGGCGCCGAGGCAAUCCACUUCUUCAAGGGAUCGAAUUUGCCUCAGCCUGUUCUUGCCAAGAUUUGGCAUGCUGCGGACAAUGGCCAUACCGGGUUUCUCUCGCGACCAGAGUUUUAUAACGCCUUGAAGCUCGUCACGGUUGCUCAGUCUGGACGAGAGCUGACGCCGGAGAUCAUGAGAGCGGCGCUCGUCGGGCCGGCGUCGCUCAAGAUUCCAUCUCCAAAAAUUCAGCUCCCCGCGGGCCAGCAGUCGCAAAUCCCAGUUCCUGGACAACAGGCACCACCACCUCUUCCAGUUUCAACGACGCAAGUUACUGUUCAACCUGGUAGGACUUCGUUUAGCAGUGGACCGCCACCUCCACCACUUCAAGGCUCUCUACAACAAAAUGCAUCGUUUAGCGUCGCACAGCCAGCUCCCGGUGCUUUACCAAGACCAUCGUUUACCGGCGGCGGCGCGUCACAGCCACCAUCGUAUACCGGUGCUACCACGCUACAACCACAGCAGGGACCAUCUUUUCCCGGUGCUACCACGCCACAACCACAGCAAACACCAUCGUUUGCCAGUGCUACCGCGUCACAGCCAUCAUCAUCGUUUGCAAGCGCUCCUUUACCACAACCACAGCAAACACCGUCGUUUCCUACGCAACUGCAGCAAGCACCAUCGUUUGCUACCAAUGCAAACACGCCACAGCUUCAGCAAACACCAUCGUUUGCCACUGCUCCUACACCACAGCCUCAGCAAACUCCUCGGGCACCGGUGUAUCAACAGCAACCUCCAGUACAAAGCGUUCCAAGACCAGGUUCUUCCGGUGGACUUGGAGCAGAAUCUUGGCGGCCAAGCAGUGUGCAAGGUCAGCUCUUUUCAUCGGCAACCCCAGUGAGACCAACAACUUCAGCUAUACCCAAUCAAAGUUUUUCUGUCAACAAUGGCCCGAGCACCAACUUUGCUUCCCAGCAAGGUCCUGGUGCUCCUCCGGGGUUGCGGGCUGGAGCUGGAGCUCCCGAUGGAGCUAAAGCCUCUGGAGGAUUUAGUCCCUUUGGCAACGACGCGUUUUCCGUGAGCUCUACUACAGCAAGACCGGCGAUUGAUCAGAACUUUGUUGCUUCAUCUCCGUUGACACCGAGACAGCCGUCUCCUGGAAUGUCCCCGCAAGCGCCGCCUCCUAAAGUCAUGCACGGUUUCAGACCGCCAAUGGGGUCUGCAUGGCCUAAGAUGACAGCAAACGAUGUACAGCGCUACUCUCGAGUUUUUACGGACGUUGACACAGAUAAAGACGGGAAGAUCACAGGCAUACAAGCACGGGAUCUCUUCUUGAGCUGGAGACUUCCUAGAGACGUCUUGAAGCAGGUUUGGGACCUAUCGGAUCAAGAUGGCGAUAGCAUGCUUUCUUUUCGGGAAUUCUCUACGGCUUUAUAUCUGAUGGAACGGCUCCGAGAAGGCCGCCCUUUACCUCCUGUUCUUCCAGCGGGCUUUCAUUUUGACGAUGGCACUCCUCAGUCUCAUCUUGCUGCUGCACAAGGCUAUAAUCAACCUUCUUGGCAGCGCAAUGCAAGACCAGGUAUGCCUCCAGGACUUGUUCCGCAAGAACAAUUCGGCAUGCCAGGUGCAUUUCAAGGACAACAGACAGGAAGACAUGCUAGAGCCAGACCCAGGGGUGCGGAGUUUAAUGGCAGUGACAAGCCAAAUCAAAGUGAGGGGAAAGUUUUGGAUUCAAAAGAAAAGCUUGAAUAUUAUCGUAACAAGCUACAGGAAAUCGUGUUAUUCAAAAGAAAAUGUGACAACCGUUUAUCGGAGAUCACUGACAGAGCGGCUGCCGAAAAACGCGAGGAGGAAAUCAUGGCGAAGAAGUAUGAAGAGAAGUAUAAGCAGGCACUGGAAGUGAAUUCACGUUUGGUGUCUGAAGAAGCAGCCUUUCGCGAAACACAGACUCUCAAAUCUGAGCUUCGGAGUGCGAUUGCUGAAAUUGAACGCGGGGGAAAUCCAAAUGCGCUGCUCCAGACUCGUGCAGAUCGUAUUGCAAAUGACCUUGAUGAACUUGAGAAGGCGUUGGUCCAGCGUGGUAACCUUCUUGGGCUUCAAGUUAGCGGGACAGCCAAAGUUGAGCUUCCAUUUGGAUGGCAGCCAGGGCUUCAAGAAAAUGCCGUUGAAUGGGAUGAGGACUGGGAUAAGUUUGAUGACGAAGGAUACAACACGAUUCAAGGGAUUAUGGACGAGCAACCUGUAUCUGGAACAGCCUCACAUCCUGGCUGGGACGAGAAUAGCAUGUUUGCUGAUGGCUUUGACUUUGCAUCCGAGCCCAUUCACGCGGAGGAAAACUUUGAUAAAGGGCCUGCUGACUCGCCGCACGCAGAAAGCGAAACGAGCUCCAUCAAAAGUGGUGUUGAUAGCCCACAGUGGUCUCCAAAAGGUUAUCCGUCCAAGAGAAGCAUUCCUGGAAGUUCUCCUUUGUCAGCCAAAGCAGAUCACAGCUUUGAGUCGCACGAAGACGAGCCGCCCUUCCAUUCUUCAAGCUUUGAUCAAGAUCCAUCUUUUGACUCAACGGAUCACUACGAAGAAACUCCUUGGACUAGCGCGUUCGGCAACCCAAACGAGGAUGUGUGGGGUCUAGGGACCGACUCUCCAUCUUCCUCUUUCCAGCCUUUAGCGGUUAAAACCCGAUCAGAAAGAGACUCUUUGGACUUGGGAUCGAUAAACAUAAGCUCUCCUGCUCACAGCGAAGCCAAGAACGAAGGCGACUUCUUUGGCAAAAAGGAGUGGAACGAUUGGCCUGGUGACACCAACAGCACUUCAGUGCCAAGCACUCCGUUGUUUAAGAGUGAGUCGCCAAAACAUGAAGGCUCGUAUUUCGGUCAACCGAGCCGGCUUGAGUUAUGAUAUGAUGCAACGCUUGUAGAUUGAGGUACCUUUUGUUGUAAUUGGUUUCUCCCACUCACUUUUGCAGUGGUUAUUUCUAUACACAUUUUUUCGAUUGCGAUUA